UUUUUAUAGUCAAUUCCCCAGCAUGAAAACCCAAUAGGCAGCCUACUUAAUCGUUACAAUACAUAGUAAGCCUGACCAAAAAAGUCAGUGGACGGCUGUCUCGCCCCAACAGAUUUUAUUUCUCCCGUAAAAUACGAGUAAGGUGAAACCUACAAAUUAAAUCAUGAUUUACGGCAUGCUGGUGACACUCUCGACGGCAAUCUAUACUACGGUGGCCACCCUUUGGCAGGUUCAACAGACCCUAAUCAAUUGGAUGAUGUCGUUUAGUCUUUUCAUUUUGGGUCUGUUCUGCAAGCCGUAUUUGAUAGUUCCCCUGUUGGCAGCUGGGUUCUUCAUGGUGCGCCGGAUCUUGCUGCGGCGGGCAAAGCGGAUUCAAGCCUGGAAAUCGCCGGGUAACAACGAGUCUGGGUCGUCCAGGCAUUACUCCAUUAAAACCCCACCAUCACGCGACACGGAGAGCUCCCUGCCCAAUAGCGUCGGUGACACAUCCCAGAAGUAGUCGAGCAACGGAUAAUCACACGAUUCACACGGGUUUAUAAAACAUAUAACAUACGUCUGAAAUACUACAUACACAUUCCAUGAGAACACUCAUACAUGUGCACGGGUGUGGAUGGAUCCUAAGACUAAAGCAAUUAAAAAAUA
Molecule: messenger RNA, 642 nt
Organism: Drosophila miranda
Lineage: Eukaryota; Metazoa; Arthropoda; Insecta; Diptera; Drosophilidae
Exons: 3
Coding region: 164-499 (111 amino acids)
Source: RefSeq, a predicted model, not a curated record